Capsicum annuum is the source of this 363-nucleotide messenger RNA. RefSeq lists its product as uncharacterized. The transcript is spliced from 3 exons. Bases 1 to 363 code for a protein of 120 amino acids. NCBI's taxonomy places the organism in Eukaryota, Viridiplantae, Streptophyta, Magnoliopsida, Solanales, Solanaceae. The record is from RefSeq and is a predicted model, not a curated record.
AUGACGGUUAAGGCAACUGGCAGUUAUGUGUACUGUGUAUAUGAAUCAGGAAGGAGGUACAUUGUUGAUAUUGAUCAUGGCACAUGUAACUAUUGCCGGUAUCAAAUUGAUGAAACACCAUGUGAACAUGCAAUUUCCAUUUUGAAGAGUAAAAAUGUUGAUGUAAAAGAUUGGAAUGUUUCAGAAUUUGUUGAUGCCGAAGAAAUUUUGCCACCCAAAUACAAAAGACCUCCGAGUAGGCCAAAGAAAGGAAGACAUUUGAAAUCUAGUGAAUCACUUACUGCAAGUUCAAACCAUUGCAGUAAAUUCGGGCAUGCAGGCCACAACCGUAGGACGUUCAAUUACUUUCCAAAAGAAGGUUGA